CUUUAAAAUGUACUGCACUGUUUUUUGUUGCAGUUUAUUUCAGUAUUAUUAUUGCUUUGCGUCCCCUGUCAUCCUAGUUUCAUUCCGAUCGUAGAGCCGGCCCGCCUGUUUAGUUUCUCCAGUCUGGAGCUGUCCUUCUUAGACAUAAACUAGGUAUUAACGUUUGAAUAGUCUUUCUUUCUUUAAACAACAGGUUGUUGAAGCAAGUGCAGUCAUGUGUGCCAGCAAAGAAACCCCCAACAUGAGCUGCUAUCACGGUGCAUCUAAACCCGUUUAUGUCGACGAGGAGCUUCUGCAGGAGGCUGUACUGGAACAAGGACUUCAAGAUCAAGCUGAACGUAUUGCCAAAGAAGAAGGAAUCCACUAUAAUGACGCCCUUAGGUUGAGUCUGGAAUACAGAAACAUCCGGAGGAUAGACCACCUAUGGGAGUUUACGUCCUUGACCAAGCUCAACUUGAACAACAACUUCAUCAAGAAGAUGGAGGGAUUGAACCAUCUUGUUAACCUGACAUGGCUCAAUUUGUCGUUUAACAACAUUGAGAAAAUCGAGGGUCUGGAGGGUCUUCAGAAGCUGGAAGUGCUCAAGUUGUCCAAUAACAGGAUCUCUUUUGUUGAAAACAUGGACAACCUUGUGGAGCUCACUAUUUUAUGCCUUGCUAACAACCUUCUCCAGCAAUUGAACAAUGUGGUUUAUCUCAGGAGGUUCAAGAAACUCUUCACCCUCAAUAUAGAGGGAAAUCCCAUCCCUGAGGAGAGCUGUGAGGAUAAAUACCUGAUUUUCAUUGCUGCUUACUUUCAACAACUGAAGUUCCUGAACAACAUAUUUCUCAAUGAGGAUAUCAGAAAUAGGGCAAAUAUAAAGUACAACCUUGACAUUGAGGAGAUGAACCAAGGGGAGUUACAGCGGCAGCAAGCUGUGGAGGAAAAUAGAAAGCAGGAGGCUGAACUACAACGGCACGAGGAUGCCUUUGUGGAGCAGCUGAACGGAUCUCAUCUCUAUAACAACAUAUUCCAGAAUGACACAGAGGCGGACAAGCUACACUGCCUCCCUGGAGUGGACGAGUUACUUGAGGGAUUUGAGAAGCUUAUCACGGAUCUGUGCAACCAGUUGUUUGACGUCGGCCUGGCUGAGCACAAGCGGCGAGAGGCGGAGAUAACCUUAUUCUUCCAGCGAAAUGAAGCGGACGUGACGAAACACCAACGCAUUGCAUUCAACCGGCUGACUGACUUUGAGAAGCAACACAAGCAGAGAAUCAAGGAGCUGCAAGAGUUAAUAGAUGCGAAAGAAAGGAAGAGCCAGGUGGAUAACUGCCACAAGGAAAUCAACCUUUUGUGUUACAACCUGAUGACGGUGGAAUUCCAACUGUACAGCCAUAUGGAGGAAACCAUCAGAAAGUUUGACAACAACAUCUCAGAGAUGACUUCCAGUUUCAGUGAAACAGCUCAAGGGAUUUUCGUCCAUUGUCGAGAGCUGGAGGAAAGCCAUCACAAGAACAUCCAACAGAUUGCUAACACUACCGUGGAGAUGGUGGCUAAGGGCGAAUCUGAGGACGAGCUGCCAGACGAUGUUCGAAUGCUGUUCUUGGACAAAAACACAGUGACGGACACACUGGCAGCCAGCCACGAUAACCACGUGCAGACAAUCAAUGACAGAGAAACUCAGUUGGUCACCCGUGCCGAGGCCUGGAAAGUGGCCCUCAUUAAAGGGAUUGAAGACACAGAACUCCGACGCAACCGCAUGCGCAUCGCAGACAUCCACAGAUAUGCAGACUAUCUGAGGGGGCAGCUGGAAAAGUUUCAGUAAUGCAAUCAUUAUGGG
Molecule: messenger RNA, 1819 nt
Organism: Entelurus aequoreus (snake pipefish)
Lineage: Eukaryota; Metazoa; Chordata; Actinopteri; Syngnathiformes; Syngnathidae
Gene: drc3
Product: dynein regulatory complex subunit 3
Exons: 12
Coding region: 215-1804 (529 amino acids)
Molecular function (GO): protein binding
Source: RefSeq, a predicted model, not a curated record